AGAGAGAGAAUUGAAUUGAGAGAGAGAGAGAGAAUAAAGUUUUUUCGAACAUCAGCAAGCAGAAAGAGGGGAGGGGAAAGAAGUUGGACAUGAUCACUCUGGCAGUAACUUUUUCUUUCCCCUGGUAAGAAGGCUACAGCAGAAAAAGUAUUGAAGGGAGAGAACAGUGUGGAUUACAACCGGACAGCAGCAAAUGGUUUUUUACCUGCCUCGGCAGCAUAUAGGCUACUGUAGAUUUUGGAUUAAUGUUGUCGUAACUGCAGAGAUCUAACUAUAGCUGUAGCAGUCGAGGUGUGUGUGUAUCCAGAGGAGUGCGUCAUGAGGAAUCUCCGCUUCCUGGUUCUGCUCACCCUCAGCCUCUGGUCAUGUGACCUGGGAGCAUCAUCCAAAGAAGUACAAUGCCCUUCCCAACAGGUAGAUGACUGGAAGUUCCCUCAGACGGCCAGACACAACAUCACAGGUUUCAAUCUGGUGCGGCGCUUCUCCCUGCUCAAGACAGCAGCGGUCAGGAAGAUCCGUAACCCCCGAGGACCCGUUAUCCUCCGACUGGGCAAGACAGCACUCAUCCACCCCACAGAUCAGGUGUUCCCCCAUGGUCUUCCUGAUGAGUUCACGCUGGUCUUCACUUUGCUCCUCAAGAAGAAAACACUGAGAGACAACAUCUACCUCUUCCAGAUCUCUGAUGAACAGGGAUACCCACAGUUCUCUCUUGACCUGAAUGGCCCUGAGGCCACCCUGUCCCUGCGUGCGCGGGGGGCCGACCUCCUGAGUGACCCAGUUGGGUGUUUGUUCAGUGGGGAGGGCGUUGAAUCUCUCCUGGACAGUGGCUGGCACAAACUGUCCCUCAGCGUCCAACAGGGAGCAGCCUCUCUACACGUGGACUGCAGCUCCAUCCAGACCAUGCCCCUGGAGCCCCGGGGAGAGCUACCCACCAAAGGACACACCCUGCUGGGCAUCAGAGCCACUGAUGCUGCCCCUGUGGAGAUGGACAUUCAGCAGGUGAUGGUGUACUGUGACGCCUCCCUGGCCAGUCAGGAGGCCUGCUGUGAGAUACCUGGUGCUCGGUGCCCCCCUGGUGCCCUCAAGAGUCGCCGCGCUGCCGAAAACGAGCUGGAGCAGCAGGUCCUUGCCUUUAAUCAGAUCCUUGGAUCCCAGGGCCUAGCAGAGGAAUUGGCUUCAGUUGGACACCCUGGACAGCACGGAAUGAAGGGAGAGAAGGGAGAUCGGGGUUCAGACUGCAGUGACUCUGGAUCUGGUACAUGCAAAGAGGGACGCAUGGGACAGAAGGGGGAGAAAGGCGAGUCUGUGCUGCCCGCUAACUGGGGAGAAGCUGUCGGACACAAGGGAGAUAAAGGACAUAAGGGAGAUAUUGGUCUCCAGGGACUAUCUGGAACCCCAGGAAAGGAUGGUCGGGCUGGAUCCAUCUGUGUGGUGGGACCCAAGGGACAGAAGGGUACCUCUGGAAAGUUGGGGCCUGAAGGACUAGCAGGAGAACCGGGAAAACCCGGACUUCCAGGAAUGCCAGGAAUUGGAGAACCAGGCCUGCCAGGCCUGCCAGGCACUCCUGGAGGACCUCCUGGAUCAAAGGGAGACAAGGGGCAUUCUGGGACACCAGGGAAAGAUGGAGAACCAGGAGAUCCUGGUCCUAGGGGUCCUGGUGGUGGUAAAGGAGAUAAGGGUGACCCAUGUGAGGUGUGUCCCGUCCUGUCUGCAGACCUGGGCAACACUGUGGCCCUCCACGGGAAGACGGGGCCCAAAGGAGAGCCUGGGGUCCCUGGGAUAGGAGAUCCUGGCCUCCCGGGUCUUCAAGGAGCAGAUGGGAAGGCAGGAGAGAAGGGAGGGGUGGGGUCUGAUGGUGUCAAAGGGGAAAAGGGUGAUGCAUGUGCUGUGUGCCCCACCCUGAGUGAAUUACCUGCUGCCAACCUUGUUGCCAUGGAACAAACUCUGAAACACAAAGGAGAGAGAGGAAAACCUGGGCUGGGACAGAAGGGAGAACAGGGGGAACCUGGAGUCAGUGGCCUGGCAGGGCUGAGAGGAGAGAAGGGUAACACUGGUGGCAAAGGAGCUGACGGUAAAACGGGCAAAGCUGGACCCAGAGGACCUAGUGGCAAGGAUGGACUGAAGGGGAUACAGGGAGAUCCAGGGAUUCCUGGUCUAGGAACUGCCGGCCCUAAAGGAGAGAAGGGUGCGUCGUGUGGGGUGUGCCAGUCUUCUCCCUCUGAGGUGGGCAGUGGGACGUCCUCCGUCAAGGUGCUAGCGGGUGAAACUGGCCCUCCAGGGCCCGCCGGGCCUGCAGGAGAGGGCACCGACGGCAAACAGGGUGUGCCAGGUCGUGAUGGUCUAAGGGGAGAGAAGGGCGACCAGGGUGAGCAGGGAGACCAAGGAUUAGCCGGCACCCAUGGAACCCAGGGCCUGCCUGGAGAGCCUGGUCGGGAUGGACUAACUGGACUGAAGGGAGAGAAGGGAGAUGCGUGUGAGAGCUGUGCGCCUGUCUCUGGACGGCAGAUGGGUGUAGGAGGGGUGCAGGGAGCCAAGGGAGAGAGGGGCAACCCGGGACCCCCAGGAGAGGGGAAAGCAGGGAAACAUGGCAAACCAGGACUUCCCGGUGUCCAAGGGCCUAUAGGACCAAAAGGAAGCCAGGGUGACCCAGGAGUUGAAGGGAUGGGCAUCCCAGGACCUCAGGGAGCAGAAGGACCCAGAGGCUUACCAGGGGUGGCAGGUCCUCAGGGAAUUAGAGGACUUACUGGACCAGUUGGGCCUGCUGGGGACAUGGGUCCUAAAGGAGAGGAGGGGCCUCCAGGGCCACAGGGGCCCAUGGGUGUAGGUGUUACAGGACCCCAGGGUAAAGACGGCAAAGGUGGAUCCAAUGGAAUCCCAGGAGCUGAUGGAAGAGAUGGAACUGACGGAGCCAAGGGGGACAAGGGUGAACCUGGAGACUGUAACUGUAUCAGCCCUCCAUACGCAGGAACAGGUGGACCGGGAGCACCAGGAACUAUGGGAGGAAACACGUGGCAGGGGGCUCCGGGACAACCAGGUCCUCCUGGUCCUCCUGGGCCACAGGGCUUCAUCGGCAUCACAGGACCCCAGGGUAACCCUGGCAACGACGGGGUACCAGGGCAGCCGGGUCUGCCUGGGAGAACUCAUCUGAGGCUGCCUCAGGAUGAGGACCCCAGUCGAGGAGAUGGAAAGAAGGUGUGUGAGGACUGCUCCAAGGGCUUGCCAGGGGUACCAGGCAUGGCGGGCACCAAGGGAGAGAAAGGAGACGAGGGCAAGACUGGCAUAGGCCAUGCUUCCGACGGCUGUGAGAGGUGUUUCCUAAACCAAAGGCUGCAGGGGGAGGAGGCUGCACAGGCUCCUACCACCACCAACACCGAUGGAGCUAAUGGAGGCUGCUCCGGACCAGGAACACCAGGCCACCCAGGAAUACCAGGAGCACCUGGAAUAACGGGAGAGACGGGUCCUCAGGGGCAAAGGGGACAGGCUGGAGUACCAGGAAAUAUGGGUCCUCCUGGUUUUCCUGGUCCUCAAGGCUCAUCUGGACUUACUGGUCAGCAGGGUGAGAGAGGAACAGCAGGACCACCAGGUGUGAAGGGUGAAACAGGCCCUCCAGGGACUAAUGGAUACCCAGGUUCUAUGGGACCACCUGGGCUUCCUGGCCUGAAGGGCGAGAGAGGGACACCAGGCGGUGCGGGAACGAAGGGAGAAUCGGGUCCACCAGGCAACCCAGGAUACCAGGGAAAGGCUGGAGUAGCGGGACCCAAAGGAGAGGCUGGACUGGCAGGUUCCGAUGGACCGAAGGGAGAUCAGGGCUCCCAAGGGCAACCAGGAUUCCCAGGAACACCGGGACCCCCUGGACCCCCUGGGAAACAAGGAAGAGAAGGACCACCUGGACCCAAGGCUGACAAGGGUAAUGAUGGACCACAAGGUCCGCAGGGCUCGUCUGGACCUCCAGGUUCUUCUGGGUCUCCUGGCUUGCAGGGACCUCCUGGAUUUGAGGGAUUGGACGGUAAAGAUGGGAAACCAGGAAUGAGGGGUGAGCCAGGGAUUCCAGGGACGGUAGGACCCAGAGGAAUCCCGGGUUUCAAAGGGAAGCAUGGACAUGUUGGCUUCCCUGGACAGAAGGGUGAUGCUGGACCUGUAGGCCCACCGGGGACAGCUGGUAGACCAGGACUUGAAGGUGACGCCGGAGCCCCAGGGCCUCAGGGUCGACCCGGUCCCCCAGGACAGCUUGGUUCUGCAGGAGCAGCGGGGCCCCCAGGACCGGCAGGCCCAGCAGGAGUGGGUAUAAAGGGGGAGAAAGGCCAGGCUGCAGACAGAGGGCUACCAGGGAUGGUUGGCCCCGCUGGACCCCCUGGUCAUCCAGGAAUGAUGGGAGAACCAGGCAAUGAUGGAGCUGCGGGUAAAGACGGAUCGCCUGGUCUGCCAGGAGACAAUGGACAAUGUGGUCAAAAGGGUGAAGCAGGUACCCCAGGUCAGAGAGGCGCCCCAGGGGAGCGAGGUCGCCCGGGACCCCCUGGCGGAGGUGGGUACUCCUCCAAAUCUGAUGCCCCAAUGAUGGGCCAAGUGGGACCCAGGGGAGAGAGGGGCACCCCAGGCUCACCAGGCACUGCAGGGUCCCCCGGACCACCAGGAAUACCAGGCAACGAUCCUGUGGUCAACUAUGACAACAUCAAGGACUUCAUUCGCCAGCAGGUCAUCAAGAUCUUUGAUGAGAGGAUGACCUACUUCAUGUCUCGUAUGCAGCAGCCACAAGAGGUGUCAUCUCCCGGUCGUCCUGGACCCCCAGGGAAGGAUGGUAACCCAGGCAGAGAUGGGAGUCCAGGAGCCCCAGGUCAGCCAGGACAGAUAGGUAGAGAGGGCCGCAAUGGACCCUUGGGACCACAGGGUCCACGAGGUCUAAAGGGAGAGAAAGGUGACAAGGGUGUAGGGGAGAUGGGUGACAGUGGACCCCCAGGAGCACCAGGUGUUCCAGGCCCCCCUGGCUAUGGUAAGAUGGGCCCCAGCGGCCCCGUCGGUCAGCAAGGGAUCCCUGGAGUCUCAGGAACCCCUGGACAGCCGGGUCAGAAGGGCAGGGAGGGCCGGUGUAACCCCUCUGACUGUAUGAGCCAACCAAUAGAGUGGAACCCUAAGGGCCCUCCCAUCAAGGGCCCCUACUAGAGAGAAAGUAUUAAAGAGGAGAGGAGGAGAGAUAGAUGAAACCAACCCAAAGACCAGAAGACACUAGAGAAAGGAGAGGAGGGGAGAGAAGAAACCAACCCAAAGACCAGAAGACACUAGAGAGAGGAGAGGAGGAGAUAUAGAAGAAAACAACCCAAAGACCAGAAGACACUAGAGAAAGGAGAGGAGGGGAGAUAGAAGAAACCAACCCAAAGACCAGAAGACACUAGAGAAAGGAGAGGAGGGGAGAAGAGAGAACAGAUCAAACAGAAGACCAGAGCUACCGUCCGAUCAACAGAAAUCAUCCCAGGAGAACAAAUGAAUACUGAAGCACCAAUAGUUGGUGUGGAGGGCCCAUCCCUAAUUCAUCAAAGGGUUUGCCAGUUAGCUGUCCUUCUCACCGCCUGUGUAGAAAAUAUAUAUGUGUAGGACCUUCCUCUAACUGAUGCCUUGGUACUGGCUGAAGUGGCUUCAAUAAAGGAGAUAUUUGGACUGUGCUCUCCUCUCUUUCAUAUAUUUUCCCAACUUUAGCUGCCAGCUCUUUCUAUAUGUUAGACAUGUUUAUUUUGACAAUAACAGCAAGAGCAUAUCCAGCCUUUGAAAAACGACCUGCAAAUUCUUCCUCUUCUUCACUAUCAUCCUCAUCUUCAUUCUGAUUAUAAAACGUGUCCAUUGGGAGUAUUAGGCAGCUACCUUGUGAUAUUCUGCUUCGAUCUAGCUUCUGUCUAGCCAUAGAAACAAAAUGAAUAGAAUUGACAUGGCACUCCCAUUUCAAAUGCCCAUUCUAAUCGUUCUAUCUCUUUGUACAUUUUGUUUGAUUUCUAUGCUUGAAUAUACUCCCUCAUCACUUGAAUGAUGUCUGCUGCUUUAACAGAUCUGUACGCUUUGUCCUCAAAUCAUGGCCUUAUGAGAAGUUCUCACCUUCUCUUCCUUGUUUGCGUGAGAAGAACAUAAUGUACACCUCCCAAGAGUGCCUGUUUUGUACAUAUUUCUAUUUAUAUGUAGUAGCUUUUUAUGCCUUUUGUAUUUUGGAUUUGGCGUCAACAUGGCUAACCGUGUUUUCGCUAUGGUCAACUGUCAGGAAUCCACUAUGAGUGUGGUUUUUAUAAGAGUUAUUUGUUCAUAAAAUAUACAAGAAAUUGGAGAGAAAUUAUCUUUUUAUGUGAAAGUAAAUUGGAUUUCUAUAUGGUGGUAUAAUUAUGCUUCGGAAGAUAUUUUCAUGCUUGCCUUUGUAUAAAGUACAUGGCAUAAUUUUCAAAACUGCCUCAAAACUGGCAACAAAAAAAAAUCUAGUUAUGUAGCAAUUUAUCAACAAGUCUCUUACAUUAUCAAGCUUAUUUUUGACAACAGAGCAACUGUAAAGGGAUAUUUGUUUCUCGUCCAGCACACCACUGGUUACUGUAACUGAAAUAGGGUUGCACAAUUCAGGUAACUUUCCAAAAGUUCCCAGGGUUUUCAGAAAUCCUUGUUUGGAAGAGGGAGGGGAUAAGCAGAACAUUCGGAAUCCUCCAACCAGGAUUUAUGGAAAACUUGGGGACUUUGGCCAAGUUGCCGUCAUUUGGCCAUGCUUAACGGAAAUAGAUGUUUUAUGACCACUAAGAGAAACAGGCUGAAUUUUCAUAGGAGAGGCUGUUUAGCAUCUUCACCCAAACCUUCGCUGGCAUCGCUGUGCCAAUCAGCUUCCCCUCAUAUCCAUUACUGAGUACAACUUGUAUGUCUCCUGCCUUGUAUGUUGUGUUGUUUUGAAUGCUUGCAGUUUCACUUGUCAUCUAUACACUACAGGCCAGGGUGUCAGUAAGGGUGUCAGUAAGGGAUUUGUCACCAUGUUUAGAUUCAUAUGGAUGUUCUAAGUUGUUAUUGGAAGGGCCAUGAGGUUUUCCUGAUGUUUUCACUGUCCAUAGUGAUUUCUGGUCAGGAAAACCUACUGACCCUAGUUAUACUGAACAACCACCCCAAUAGUUCUCCCCUCUUCAUUCCUAGCUUUCAUAAACAUCUUGUUGAAACAACACCACUGUUCCCCUGCUACUCUCAGUAUAUCUGUUGUGUGUUUUAUGUUGGCAUCACUUUUUGUAAAGAGAUGGGUUUUUUUUUAUGAAAACGUUUGAGAAAAAGUUAAUAAAAUGUUUGAAGCAGA
Oncorhynchus tshawytscha (Chinook salmon) is the source of this 7291-nucleotide messenger RNA. Its product is annotated as collagen alpha-1(XVI) chain-like. The record is from RefSeq and is a predicted model, not a curated record. The coding region runs from base 319 to 5157 and encodes 1612 amino acids. The transcript has 69 exons. Lineage: Eukaryota; Metazoa; Chordata; Actinopteri; Salmoniformes; Salmonidae.